AUGGGCGUGCCAGCAAAGCCAAAAUAUACGCCAGAUUCAUACACCGUUGCACUUAUCUGCCCAAAGGGGAUUGAAUUCGCCGCGGUUGAAGGCAUGCUAGAACAUACCCACCCACCUAUCCCCAUGGAGCGAGCUGAGAAUGCCUACACGCUUGGACAGAUAAGCAACCACAACGUCGUUGUUGUUAUGUUGCCUGAAAGUGGGACCAGCGCCGCAGCGACGACAGUGACACAGGCCCUAAAUGACUUCAAGUCAAUUAGAUUUGGUUUGUUAGUGGGGGUUGGUGGUGCUAUCCCUGUUGAGGAAGUACAUGAUAUCCGUCUUGGGGAUGUUGUAGUGAGCAUGCCCGCAGGUACUUUUGGCGGAGUGGUUCAGUUCGAUCGUGGUAAGAUAUAUACGGAUGGAAGGUUUGAACGGACAGGGGCGUUAUCGAAGCCUCCAAACUUGCUCUUAUCAAGUGCGGGAAAGCUACACGCAAGGCACAUCAGAGAAGGCAACAGUCUGAUGAAAAACGUGUCCACUCUGCUCAGCAAGUUUCCCAAAAUGAGAAAAGGACCUCUAGGCGACCCGGGAAGUGCCAAAGAUUUGCUCUUUGAAGCAACAUAUCCCCACCCAGAAAAAAUGAACACUUGCAAAUCAUGUCUUCCAGAAAAGCUUGUUAACCGUGAGCCACGAUCUGAAGCAGGCCCUGAAAUUCACUAUGGUACUAUCGGAUCUUCCAAUCUGGUUAUCAAAGAUGGCAUCACCCGAAAUAAGCUAUACGAUGAACUUGGAAUAAUCUGUGUUGAGAUAGAAGCUGCGGGACUGAUAGAUGAGUUUCCCUGUCUAGUCAUCCGAGGCAUCUCUAAUUACGCAGAUUCCCAUAAAAACAAGGAGUGGCAGCCGUACGCUGCGGCCACAGCAGCCGCAUACAUGAAGGAACUUCUAGAGACAAUCCCUUCGUCCGAAGUUUACAAGGCCCGUCGAGCGGUGGAUUCUCUCAAGGUGUGGGUGGGUUCGAUUAGAAAAGAAGUCGUUGAUGCCGCGAUCAAAGGGAAGCUUGACGAAUUUAAAAACGACUGUUCCAAAUCGAAAAUGGAGGUACUUGGAGAAUGGACCGCUAGCGUAGUGGAUUUUUCCUCGGUACAUCAAUUUUUUGCGAAGUGGUUUCACUCUCCCCGUCUCUUAUAUGGUCCUUGGACUCCUGAUCCUCGCGCUGUCUGGGCGGACACUAGGAGAGACGAUUCUGAGAGAAUGCUUGCGUGGUGCGACGAUUGUGGGAAGAAUAGUAGUGGGUAUCGUGUAAUAGCAAAAUACUGGACCCUGUGGGCUCUUUUCAAAUACGCGGGGGUUGUUUCUGCUACGUUGCGCUGA
Messenger RNA from Histoplasma capsulatum G186AR, 1353 nucleotides. RefSeq names its product pfs domain-containing protein. Gene Ontology annotation, biological process: nucleoside metabolic process. The record is from RefSeq and is a predicted model, not a curated record. Gene Ontology annotation, molecular function: catalytic activity. The transcript is spliced from 2 exons. The coding region runs from base 1 to 1353 and encodes 450 amino acids. Lineage: Eukaryota; Fungi; Ascomycota; Eurotiomycetes; Onygenales; Ajellomycetaceae.